This is a messenger RNA of Acanthochromis polyacanthus (spiny chromis), 2071 nucleotides long. RefSeq lists its product as uncharacterized. The transcript is spliced from 10 exons. The record is from RefSeq and is a predicted model, not a curated record. The coding region runs from base 487 to 1443 and encodes 318 amino acids. NCBI's taxonomy places the organism in Eukaryota, Metazoa, Chordata, Actinopteri, Pomacentridae.
AACACAACAAUUAGGAGACAAAAGUGAAUACAAACGAGACACAAAACUGCUAAAACAAGACAGAGUAAACCCUGUAACAGUGUUUGAAGACAUUAAAACGCUGAUUUGUUGUAUUUAAUAUGCCAGUAAAAUCCAUUUUGUCUGCAGUGUCUUCCAGGAUGUUUAGUGUUUGAAUCCUGAACUCUGAGUUUGUUUUUCUUUCAUUUCUGCAUAACGUCUGGAGAUUGAAAUGAUUCAUGAACGACUCGAAUGUUUAAACCAAAGUCAUCGCAGCGCAACGAGGAAGAGGAAAGAGCUGAAGGUCGAGCAGGAAGACGAGGAAGAAGAAGAACUGAGAGGCGAUCAGAAGCGAGAGCGCCGAGGAGGAAGAUCUAAAAAAAUAACAAAAGAGGAACAAAAUCCAGAAAAUAAAAGAGAAACUCUGCAGCUCAAAGAGGAUCUAAAAACCGAGAAGGUAAAUCAGAGAGGAGCCGGUUUGAGACGACCAUGAGGCUGAAGAGUCGACUCUGUUUCCUGGUUCUGGUGAUUUCUUCGGUGUCGAGAGGAGAAGUAAACCAAACUGCAGUUCCUCCAACAGCUGCCGAGAAAGUGGAGAAUGAAGAUUCCCCCAUUCCUACGGUUCCACAGCCUCAGGAUGACACCAGAAAUGACACUAACAGCUCCAGAGCAACCAAUCAGAGCCUAGUACCAAUGGGGACGGUUUCCACGCCUGUAGCAGAAACGACAAGUAAUGAAACGACAACUGAAGGCUCGACGCCACAGCCUCCAACCUCCGAUCGCGAGACAACGGUUUCUAUGACGACGGGUACACCACCCAUCGUACCCAGCGACAUAACAACUGCUGAGGGGGGAUAUGGAAAUGGUCCAUCCUCCUGGGCGUAUGUCUUCCUGGUCAUCAUCAUCCUGGUCAUCAUCGUUCUGUGUGUCAUCCUCUACUUCCUCCGCAGAGCCUCCAGGACGUAUUCCUUCGACCUGCACCGUCCCAGUCCGGUGGAUCACCUGAACCUGCCCAUCGGCACCUUUGAGCCGGUUUACCUGGACGACCUGGAGCGACCGACUCCUAAAGAAACCACGACGACAGACGAAGCUCCUCCGGCUGCCAACGGAACCAAUCUGACGGACGAGAAGUCCUCGGGUGGACACAACGAUGCUCAGGAACAUCUGGACGUAAAUGGUUUGGAGACGUCACCCACCAGUAACCCCAGUAACACCAGCGUGUCGUCGGACGGUGACCCGGUGGAGCCCCUGGACGGUCCCAGUCUGAUGUUCGCCGAAGAGCAGCAGAACGAGAACAACAACAAUCCCUCGGUUUGUUCCAACGAGCCGUUCGUGGAGAUAAAUCUGGAUGAACCGGCCUGGUGUGAUCAGCUGCUCACCUCCCCUGAAGCUCCGUCGUCCGUCCUCCCGUUCUCUCCUUUCUCCUUCUCCUCUUCCUCCUCUUAGCGUCUCACCGGAGGCCAAACUCACAUCUGUCUUCAAGUCAAACUAAACGUUCAGAUCAGGAGGUCGCUUUGAUCCAAGGAUCUUCUUCUGUUCCAGUUUUCACGUCAAAACACGACAUUUUACCCAAACCGUGUCCAGCAACAGUCAGUACAUCGCUGUGGAACGUCAUCUAAAAUGUUUGUCUAAGAUCAACAGCUGAGUGUUAGUAGUAAUCUGAUUACUGUCAUGUGUUAGAGUAGAUUCACCGCUGGUUUCUCAAACUGCAGUUAGUUUCUGUAAAUACUGUUUGACAUUCUGUUAAAUUCUGUUUGUGAUGCUGGAUGUUUCUGUGUGUUAGAAGAUGAAAUGUGUCGACUUUUAUUUUUCUUUUUGAUAAAAAAACAAUCAAACUGACUAGAAUUACAAAAAUGAACAUUUUAAUGCAGCAUCUGACUUCAUUUAGAAAACAUCAAACUGACAGACUGAUACAAUAAUAAUAAUGAUAAUAAUAAUAAUAAUAAUAAUAAUAAUAAUGAGCUGCUGGUUCAGUGUUAAAUGGCUGACAUUAAAGUGUUUUCUCUGUGGUUUGCAUUUUUGUGUUGUGAUAAAUGUGAAUUUGGUGAAAAAAUAAAACUAAACUUUGCUAAUU